This is a messenger RNA of Beta vulgaris subsp. vulgaris (sugar beet), 1325 nucleotides long. RefSeq lists its product as hypothetical. NCBI's taxonomy places the organism in Eukaryota, Viridiplantae, Streptophyta, Magnoliopsida, Caryophyllales, Amaranthaceae. The transcript is spliced from 2 exons. The record is from RefSeq and is a predicted model, not a curated record. Bases 427 to 936 code for a protein of 169 amino acids.
AGCUAUAUCACCAUUAGAAAAUCACAAGAACAAAGUAUAUAUAUUGUUAAUAUACCUGCCCUCUUCAUCAAAGACGACUUUAUAUAAUUCAUUGAUAUCCCUCAUCAUUUUCUUCUUCAACUAAUUACUUCCCAUUAAUCUCUUACCUCAGAUACACAUUUUGCAGAAGACCAGAAAAAGAAAAAAAAAUCUCAAAUACAGCAGCUUACUUCGCUUGAAUGGUACACAGAGUCAGCAACUUGACUUCUUUCAUGCCUUCUCUCCCAUUUACUGCACUCCCUACGCAACUCGUGCAGGCCGUCAGAUCAUCUUUCCUUAUAUUUUCUUCCUCUUCUUUCAGUUCAUUUAAACAAGCUUGGUACUAUCGCUGCCUCGGCCUCGACCCCUAAACUUGAUCAGUUGAUCCUAUAUAUAUAUAUAGAAAAAAUGAGGAGAAACUUGUCCGAGAAUACGAUGAGUUCGUACUCAGGCGAGAAGCCGAAGUACUGCAGUAGUAGUACUAACAAGAAGGGACACUCAUGGUUUGAGUGUAGUAAGGGAAGUUUUGGCAAAGGCAGUUUUAACAACAGCAACAACAAACGUUUGCUUGUUGUAAUCAAUGUUUUAGGAAGUGCUGGGCCUUUGAAAUUUGUUGUUAAUGAGGAGGAUUUUGUAGGCGGAGUUAUUGAUACUUCGUUGAAGUUGUAUGCUAAGGAACGUCGUCUUCCUGUUUUGGGUUCUGAUUCUACCAACUUUCUCCUUUAUUGUGCCAAUGCUGCUUCUGAUGCCUUAAGCCCAUGGGACGAGAUUGGAUCAUGUGGAGGGAGGAGCUUUGUUCUCUGCAAAAAACCUGAGCAGCCAACCAAUAUGACCGAGGCGAGAUCCCAGAUGAUUUCGCAAAAACGAGGUGGGAGCUGGAGAGCUUGGCUCAACAAAUCCUUGAGCUUAAAAAUAUAAACAUAUAGAGUGAUAUUAUUAAAAGCUUCAACCUUUGAUUAUCAUAGAAAUAUGUGAACUCCCUCAAUCCAAAUUUUUUAUAUGAAAAAUAUAUAAUUAUACUUUUUAAGUAUAAUUUAAACGAUCAUAUCGUGUACGUCGUUUAAAUAAACGAAGGAAGUAUAAUAUUUAUUGUCGGUAUAUUAAAUAGUGGUCAAACUUCAAAGAAUGUACUAAAAUAAAUCUCUAUACCGAAAUAGAAAAAAGAAAGAUGAUAAGGAGGAAGUACUAUUUAGUAUUUACUAAGUGGCAUGUGUAAGCUCAAAAAUAAUUCUUCCUCGGUAACAUCAUAAUAAAUGUAAUAAAUGGGUAUUAUGUGUGAGAUAUAAAAUAUUUAUUUGUUGCUUUUA